This is a messenger RNA of Rhinichthys klamathensis goyatoka, 1911 nucleotides long. It is a transcript of the gene b4galt7, whose product is annotated as xylosylprotein beta 1,4-galactosyltransferase, polypeptide 7 (galactosyltransferase I). The transcript has 7 exons. NCBI's taxonomy places the organism in Eukaryota, Metazoa, Chordata, Actinopteri, Cypriniformes, Leuciscidae. The record is from RefSeq and is a predicted model, not a curated record. Gene Ontology annotation, biological process: proteoglycan biosynthetic process; carbohydrate metabolic process. Gene Ontology annotation, molecular function: xylosylprotein 4-beta-galactosyltransferase activity. Bases 160 to 1083 code for a protein of 307 amino acids.
AUAUUGCGAUCUGCUUGUCUACUUCAUGCGUGGUACAGUGUUGCACUGACAGGCACAAAGAUGAUGUAUUCUUCACGGAGAAAACCUGUGCUGUAUUUCAAAGAUGAUAGAAGAAGUUGUUUCAUGUGUUUCAAAAUAUAAAGAAGUGAAAGUCAAAGGAUGCAGCGUCAUGAAGAGGUUCAUUUUCUGUCGAGGAAAUGCACCGUCUGGAAGCUCUUCGGGUUCUGCAUGGUGUUUGUUUUGGGGUCCCUUCUUUGGGUGCAGCUGACUUGUUCCGGAGACAUGAACCAGACUGUUGGAUACAGCCACCUCCCUCAUCAGCCCUGUCCCAUAGAGAGACAGUCAUCCUCUGCUGAUGACCCCUCCUGGGGCCCUCACAAAAUGGCCCUCAUCGUGCCAUUCAGAGAGCGCUUUGAAGAGCUGCUAAUAUUUGUCCCUUACAUGCAUGCUUUCCUCAACAAAAAGAAAAUACGGCAUCAAAUAUUUAUUAUAAACCAAGUGGAUCGCUUUCGGUUCAAUCGUGCCUCUCUUAUUAAUGUUGGCUACAUGGAAAGUGGUAAUGACACGGACUACAUUGCAAUGCACGAUGUGGACUUGUUGCCCCAAAAUGAGGAUCUGGAUUAUGGAUUCCCAGAGGAGGGGCCCUUCCAUGUGGCCUCACCAGAGCUCCAUCCCUUAUAUCAUUAUAAGACGUAUGUGGGAGGGAUCCUGCUGCUUACCAAGAAACAUUAUCAAAUGUGCAAUGGGAUGUCAAAUCGCUUUUGGGGAUGGGGAAGAGAAGAUGACGAGUUUUUCAGAAGACUAAAAACGGCUAAACUCGAGCUUUUUAGGCCAACGGGUAUUACUACAGGAACUAAAACAUUUAGACACAUCCAUGAUCCAGCCUGGAGGAAGAGAGACCAGAAGCGGAUCGCUGCACAAAAGCAGGAGCAGUUUAAGGUGGACCCCGAGGGUGGCCUCACCAACCUCGGCUACAAGGUGGAGUCCAGAAAAGAAGUGACCAUCGGUGGAGCUCCAUGUACUGUCAUCAGCAUCGUUCUAGAGUGUGACCUCAGCCAGACCCCAUGGUGCCAGCCCAGCUAAAGUGCUUGAGCAGGACCUGUAACUCCAGAAUGAUACGCAUUCUGGUGGCAAGAAAGCUUUCACAGAUUAUCAGUGCCAGUCACUCUGUGAUCGCCUAACCAAAAGGAACUGAAUAUGUGAUGGUGGGGAAAGAACUUUUCUCUGAGGAUUUAUUUUUAUAGGACAGUGUUGUUGACUUCAUCCAUGAUGAAGUGCUGCCUCAUUUUUUAAUUGAUCUAUGGACCAAUGUCAGGUACUACACUGAGUUUGCAUCAUCAACUUUGCAAAUACGAGCAUCCAAAUGUCCGAUUUUUUAACGAGUUUUAUAAUAUUUUAGUUGUAGCGGUGGACUGUUUCUCUUAGUGCAAUUGUGAGUAUUUGCUCAGCCCUGUCUUGACAAAAUUGUUUCUUUUUUGCUUGAAGUCAAAAUCAUGUCUUGAAAAGGACAAUAUUAUAUAUACAUGAAAUGGGUUUAAGGGUACUUUGAUUGUAUUUGCACAAUAUUCAGUAUUUAUAUAAAAAAACAAAUGUUUCCUAAUUUCGAGUCUUUUUACUUUUCCCCUGUUUCAGAACGCAUGGAAUGCUGUUACAACGUACACUCACAGGAUUAUGUAGAGACACAAUGACCUGGAGGCAUGAAGCUAUAUCCAAAAAAACAAACAGCUUUCGGUGCAAAUGUUAAUAAAAUUCAGACACCACAUACUUGUUUUCAUUAGCAAUGCCUGAACAUAAACUGUGACCUGAGUACUCUGUCCAGACUAAGAUGCAUUAUUGUGCCUGUGGCAACAAACUGCUACACAACUGCACAGAACAUGUGUGCCAAAAAAAAUAAAGAAAAUAUGUCUCAAC